UCGGAAGCCAAGGCAUCCGCCAAUGGGGAGUGGUUUUUACAAUCUUUCCCAAACAAAACUUCCUCCAACGCCACCAUAACACCAACCAACGAUUUUCUCUCUCUAAACUCUUCCAACUCUCUGAUCCGCACGACCCGAAUUCAUCCUCCCAUUUGGAAUUCUUGAUCCUGUUUUGCCUCAGCAACGCAUUUGAGCGAUUUUUGGGUUUUUCUUUUUCUCUUUGUGGACUUCUGAUCUCUGUCUGGAACUCAUUGUCGGUGGGGGUUCGGGUGAUGCGAGCUUAGAUUUCAUGGUGGUAUUUGGCCGCCAUGGAUGGUGGUAGGCGUCUUCCUGGGCAGCCUGUGCUAGGGUUGGUGUUGUUGUUGUUGUUGUUGUUGUUCUCCUUCUUCUUUUUGUUCAGUUGUCGUGGCCGACGAUGACUACCUGAAGGAAGCUGCAUAGAGGAUGAUGCAGCUUCACUUCUCGCCUAGCAUGAGAAGCAUCACGAUCUCGACCAAUAAUGGAUUUAUUGAUUUCAUGAAGAUCAAGGUUGCAGCUCGCCAUAUCUCUUACCGGACCAUUUUCCACACCUUCCUCCUCCUCGCAUUUCUCUUGCCUUUUGUCUUUAUCCUCACUGCCGUCGUUACCCUCGAAGGCGUCAAUAAGUGCUCCUCCUUUGAUUGUUUAGGCAGGCGGUUGGGACCACGGCUUCUUGGUAGGGUUGACGGUUCAGCGAGACUUGUCAGUGAAUUUUACAAGAUUCUCAAUCAAGUUAAAACCGAGGAAAUACCCGAUGGGCUAAAGCUGCCAGAUUCUUUCACUCAAUUAGUUUCAGAAAUGCAGAAUAAUCAAUAUGAUGCAAACACCUUUGCUAUAAUGUUAAAGGCAAUGAUAGAGAAAUUUGAAAAGGACAUUAGGGAAUCUAAGUUUGCAGAGCUGAUGCACAAGCACUUUGCUGCUAGUUCCAUUCCAAAAGGCAUCCACUGCCUAUCUCUUCGUUUAACGGAUGAAUAUUCGUCAAAUGCUCAUGCACGCAAACAAUUGCCUCCUCCAGAGUUACUUCCUUUACUUUCAGAUAACUCUUAUUACCACUUUAUUUUGUCAACCGACAACAUUUUGGCCGCUUCUGUUGUAGUCAAUUCUGCUGUGCAGUCUUCUCUCAGACCUGAAAAGAUUGUAUUUCAUGUCAUUACUGACAAGAAGACUUAUUCUGGUAUGCACUCAUGGUUUGCACUAAAUUCUAUUGCACCUGCACUUGUUGAAGUGAAAGGCAUUCAUCAAUUUGACUGGUUAACAAGAGAAAACAUCCCGGUGCUCGAAGCUGUAGAAAACCAGAAUGGGAUAAGAAGUUACUACCAUGGGAAUCACAUUGUUGGUGCUAAUCUCAGUGAUACAACGCCACGGAUAUUUGCUUCAAAACUGCAGGCUAGAAGUCCAAAAUAUAUAUCCUUACUCAACCAUCUUCGCAUUUAUUUACCAGAGCUCUUCCCAAACUUGGAGAAGGUGGUUUUCUUAGAUGACGAUGUUGUGAUUCAGCGUGAUUUGUCUCCUCUAUGGGAUAUUGACCUUGAAGGAAAGGUAAAUGGAGCUGUGGAAACUUGUAAAGGUGAGGAUGAGUGGGUAAUGUCUAAGCGGUUCCGCAACUACUUUAAUUUCUCCCAUCCAAUUAUACAAAAGCAUUUAAAUCCUGAUGAAUGUGCUUGGGCCUAUGGGAUGAACGUUUUUGAUCUUCAUGCUUGGAGAAGAACAAAUAUAAGGGAAAUUUACCACUUAUGGCUGAGAAAGAACCUGAUGUCAAACUUGACAAUGUGGAAGCUGGGAACCCUUCCCCCUGCUUUGAUUGCAUUUAGAGAUCAAGUUCAUCCUAUUGAUCCUUCAUGGCACAUGCUUGGCUUGGGCUAUCAGGAACAGACCGAUGUCGAGAAUGUGAAGAAUGCAGCAGUUAUCCACUACAAUGGGCAACUAAAACCGUGGUUGGAGAUUGGGUUCGAGCAUGUCCGACCCUUCUGGAUCAAGUACGUCAAUUACUCCAAUGAUUUUAUAAGAAACUGUCACAUCGUGGAAUCAUAGUCAAUUGUCAAAGAUGCAGAUGAGCAACAUUUUGCUCGUCCAGAAGGUUGCCCCAAUCCAUUCGUCUUGACUACGAUGAUGGACAUGCAUUCAUCUCGCAUCAGAUUCGAUCGUUCUUUCAGUUUGUAGCCAAAUAGAAGCUCUUCCUUUUCAAUAUUUUUCGGGUACCGUUAUUGAUGUUGCUUCAUCGGGGGAUUGAGUUUAGCUCUCCUGGUUACCUUACCACUACUACUAAGUGGAAUAGAAAAAGAGGAUAUGAUAUAGUAAAGAAAAAGUUGAUUAUUGAUAUGCCUAUGAUGCUGUGAUGCCAUUAUAUAGGUGGUGCGCACAGAAGAAGAUCUAGGACAACCCUCCCUACUACAGACAACACUCUUCCUGCCAGUUGCUUUUCUUUUUUCUGUUUGUUAGUCGUCUUCAUCUGAUGAUACCCACAUAAUAUAGUCAUUUUUUAGAAAGUAGGUUAUGGAAAACGUUUGCUCCUACAGGUCCCCAUUCAAUUGGAUUUUUUUUCUUUUUUUUAGGUUCAUUUCUCUAUUCGUUUUGUAAUAUUCAUGAUAUACAUGCAGAAAAUUCUUUUUCUC
Molecule: messenger RNA, 2630 nt
Organism: Cucurbita maxima (winter squash)
Lineage: Eukaryota; Viridiplantae; Streptophyta; Magnoliopsida; Cucurbitales; Cucurbitaceae
Product: probable galacturonosyltransferase 14
Exons: 6
Coding region: 445-2049 (534 amino acids)
Molecular function (GO): polygalacturonate 4-alpha-galacturonosyltransferase activity
Source: RefSeq, a predicted model, not a curated record